Molecule: messenger RNA, 468 nt
Organism: Penicillium taxi
Lineage: Eukaryota; Fungi; Ascomycota; Eurotiomycetes; Eurotiales; Aspergillaceae
Product: Rdx family protein
Exons: 3
Coding region: 1-468 (155 amino acids)
Source: RefSeq, a predicted model, not a curated record
AUGGCGGACCCAGCUUCAAAUACUGGUCCUAAUACAAUGCUAAAGCACGCUGAAUUGACCACGCACCUCCCUCGUAUUGCCAUCAAGUUCUGUACUCAGUGUCGAUGGAUGCUCCGUGCUGCAUAUUUUGCGCAAGAGCUCCUCUCAACUUUUGGUACUGACCUUGGUGAGGUCGCCCUUGUACCUGUUACAGGGGGAGUUUUCACGGUUACUAUCUGGCAUGGACAGGUAACUGAAGGUGAGGUCUUUACGGAGGAAACUGUUCUAUGGGAUCGGAAGGUAGAUGGCGGAUUCCCCGAGGUCAAGGCUCUUAAGUCUCUUGUUCGAAAUGUUAUUGAUCCUACUCGGGAUUUGGGACAUACUGACCGGGCUUUGAAGAAGGCCCAAGCUGAGAAGGAAGAGAAGGAGGCACUAGUUGAUCAGAAGGAUGUGUGCCUUAAUAAGGAAGGUUGCGAGGAUUGCGCUUAG